Messenger RNA from Cladocopium goreaui, 224 nucleotides. Lineage: Eukaryota; Dinophyceae; Suessiales; Symbiodiniaceae. The record is from the annotation of a GenBank genome assembly.
GCGAUCGUCGUGGCAGUGGUCGUGGCGGUCAUCGUCACAGUGGUCACGACAGUGGUGGUAGUACACGAAACAGUGCUGCCGAAAGUGGUGAUUUCACUGCAAUCUCCUGCCAUGGCAGCAGUGGUGUUGAAGGCACUAAUGCAGGAAUCUACGAUCGAACUGCUGCACCCGGAGGCGACGGCGCCGCCCUCUUCGCUGCUGCAGCCUUGCAAAGUGCCCAUCAG